This is a messenger RNA of Calliphora vicina (urban bluebottle blowfly), 1425 nucleotides long. RefSeq lists its product as uncharacterized. NCBI's taxonomy places the organism in Eukaryota, Metazoa, Arthropoda, Insecta, Diptera, Calliphoridae. The transcript is spliced from 2 exons. The coding region runs from base 81 to 1334 and encodes 417 amino acids. The record is from RefSeq and is a predicted model, not a curated record.
CAACAGUUUAUCAUUUAAAAGGUAGAGCGACACGCGCCUUCACUUGAAAUCUUCUAGAAACUAAAAUAAAAAUAAAUCAAAUGUGUGAAAAUAGCAGCUGGGAAGCACCCUUGUGGUUAACUGACUCCUAUUUGGAGGAAGUCUUACAAAAGUACCUCAAAGAUGAAAAGGUGAAAAUAAUAAAUGUUGACAUAAAACCCGCCACCUCAAAUGGUGAAAAUUAUGCCAGUGUUAUGAGUCGUAUAAAAGUGAAUUUUUCCAGCAGCAAACAAAAGUCGCAAGAAUUAUCUUUUAUAAUGAAAUAUUCUUAUGAAAGUGAUCCUUUUGUGACAAAUAUUAUGAGUGGUUAUGAUCUCUAUAAUACCGAAAUGAAAAUGUAUGAAAAAAUUUUACCACAAUUAGCUGAAGUGCUAAAAGAAGUGGGAGAUACUGAUAAACUCUUUGCCGAUACCCUAAAAGUGGAUUAUGAAAAAUCAGCCAUUAUAUUUGAAGAUCUGACAGUAAAUAAUUAUGCUUUAGCAGAUCGUUUGACUGGUAUGGAUGCAGAGCAUGCUCGUCUCACCUUAAAGAAAUUGGCCAAAUUCCAUGCUGCAGGAUUAGUACUUAACCAACGACUUAAUGGUGAAUUGCAAAAAUUUCAACGUGGAAUUUUCAACAGGCAUACUCGGGCAUUCGGCUGUAUGUUCGAAUAUAUGACAGAAAAUUGUGCUAAAUUUGCGGAAACUUGCCCGGAAUUGGGUCCUUAUUAUCAUGAUAAACUCAUGAAGUUAAAACCAUAUAUAGUUGAAUAUGGUACUAGAGCCUACAAUAGUAAUGCUAAUAAUUUUUUUACCUUAUGUCAUGGUGAUUUGUGGAUAAAUAAUAUGAUGAUGCAGUAUGAUGAGGAAAAUUGUUUAAAAGAUGUUUUACUAAUAGACUUUCAAUUGAGUAAUUGGUCUUCACCUGCUGUGGAUCUGCAUUAUUUCUUGCAUACUUCUUUAGAGCCCAAGUUACAACUCGAUAUGCAUGCCCUCGAUAAGCUGGUGCAAUAUUAUCAUACAAUUUUGACGGAAACCAUAAAGAGUUUGAAAUAUAAGGGCUAUAUACCCACUUUGCAUGAAUUGCAUGUCCAAUUGGAAGAAGGAAAGAUUUUAGCGGUUACUGCCACCUUAGCCAGUCAAGCCAUAAUGAUAAAUGAUCUAUGUGAUGAUGCUGACUUUCACAGUUUGGUUGAUGAUGAUGAGAGAAGUCGAAAUUUCCGUGCAAGCGCCUAUAAGAAUAAACGAGUACAGAAUAACAUUAAAACUUUAUUACCAUAUUUUGAUCGUCAUGGCUUGUUAGAUCUACAAAUGUAAUUUAAGAAUUGUAUGCUCAAGGAAUAGCAUUUUAGAUUUAAAUUAAGCAAUAAAACAUUUUUAAAUAUAAUUUCUGGAAAAUAUCCCAUCA